UGAAAAAUCACGUUGUUAAAAUACGUGGUGUCAGAAGUGCUCUGGAGAGCUCCGCCUACAUUUUCCUCAUUUUUCAAUUCGAACAGAAGUUUCCCGCGCCAUUUUUUCUCCUCCGAGGAUUUCGGAAGGAUGCUACUUAAAACAAAACUUGGUGAUGUCCAGAAGUUUGUAAGAAUAACAGAGCUUAAUCUUACAGAGUUUCUGAAUGCAGCAUUUGCAAAGUUUGGUGUCCCACCUGUAACAGAAGGUGUGAAAGUUUUUGACAGUUCUGGGACAGAGGUGGAUGAGGAUGUUUUUGAGGAUAUAGUAAAUGAUCCCUCAACUGGGGUGUUAACCAUCAAAUUUGAUACAGAGUCUAUCUCCACUGUGGCUUCUCCUGAGUAUUCUCAACCGUCAUCCCUUAAUUCAUUGGACUUGUAGGAGACGGUCAUCAUUCCAGAUAGCCCUUCCAGAAAACGCCAGAGGCUGGAUGCAGAAGCCAAGCAAUACAUCACCACCCAGACAGGUGAAAGAAAAGUAUGCCAGAGGAAUUGUGACCUUAUUCCCGUACCUCAGUGACCCAUACUCUAGGAAUGGCUAUGAGCACUAUUAUGAUGGUGAGAGUGGCAGUGGAUAUCUUGCUUGGAGGAUUAAAACGAUUCAGAGAGGCUCUGCUAAAGACAGACGAGCAUCUUUUGGAGAUUCAGCAGAAGGACCAUCUGGUAAAGACAUUUCUGGAGGACCAACUGUCAGACGAGAGUCCCAAUACAUACCAGAUACUACCCUCAGUGAAGAUCAGUGCAAGGAAGCGAUCUCGUUGAUGAAACAUUCGACGGAUGAGGACACUGUGAUGAAGAAAAUGAAGCUGACAUUUGCCUAUCGCCACAACUUGGUCCUCAACCCGCAGCAUUCAAACAACAUACUCUCAGAUUUCCCACGUUUUAAAGACGUCAAAGGCUUGAUUGAACAGGAUUUCAUUCUGAUGUUUGGAGAGGAUGUAUCAGGCAAGCUUCUGGAGCGGUGGCCAACCACAUUUAAGAAAAAGAUCAUCAAAGAGUCCAGAAAGCUUCCGUCCAUCAGCGAGGUUGAAGAACUCCUCCUAGCUGCUGAUCCUCCUGAGGAUGCCACUGAAGUGGAUUUUGACUCUGCUUGGGACAGUGAUCUGGCAUCAAUUCUACUGCUGCUGCAUCUAAUUCCACCGACAGCGCAGGGUCGGAAGAGACCAGGCAAAGUUGCGGCCUCCCAAGCAGAAAAAACAUCUUGUUGUUUUCAAGAAGAGUGGAACAAGCAUCCAGGAACAUCUUGAUGCAAUCAGAACCAGCGCUCAGCCCUAUCUCCUGGCGGUCGGACCGAAGAAGAGUGAGCUCCACCAAUUCUUCAUAGUCCUUGACCAGAACGCCAAAACAUGCAGGUCAACCUCGUCCCUUGGUGCCUUCGAUGAACUCUUCAAGGCACAUUUUGUCUUUGGUACUUCGUACAACUCGAUGCUGCACAGCAUGUAUGUUUUUAUUCAGACUACAGUGUACAACAUUGAUGUUUCCAAAGUCAAAGAGAGUCCUCGUGUAGCUGAAAUUAGGGCAAGACUGCUUCGAUAGAGCUGAGUGCUGGUCGUUAAUACUUGAGAUUUCACUAUAAUGCAGUGUUUUGUUUGUAAGGCUGAGUUAGAUGGUUCAAAUAAGCUUGUUAGGCAUAUACGAUCAGUUCAUGGUAGGGGUGUAACGGCACACGGAAGUCACGGUUCGGUUCAUACCUCGGUUCGGACAUCACGGUUCGGUACGAGUUCGGUACAAUGGAGGGAAA
Alosa sapidissima (American shad) is the source of this 1779-nucleotide messenger RNA. RefSeq lists its product as uncharacterized. The transcript has 11 exons. Bases 470 to 1285 code for a protein of 271 amino acids. The record is from RefSeq and is a predicted model, not a curated record. NCBI's taxonomy places the organism in Eukaryota, Metazoa, Chordata, Actinopteri, Clupeiformes, Clupeidae.